Molecule: messenger RNA, 2496 nt
Organism: Sphenostylis stenocarpa
Lineage: Eukaryota; Viridiplantae; Streptophyta; Magnoliopsida; Fabales; Fabaceae
Source: the annotation of a GenBank genome assembly
AUGGCUAACCAUUCCUUGUCAAAUCGAUCGUCUAUAUCGGAUUUCGUUAAGGAUUCAGCUCCGUCACCGUCGUCGCAGCCGUCAUCGGGUGACGCAGAGUCUCCGCUGCCCUCGACGUCCCCACCAUCGCCGCCUUCAUCGUCGUCGCCGUUAACUUCACCACCAUCACCGUCAACGUUACCACGGCCCCCAGAAAAUUCUUCUCCUCCACGGACAACACCUCCGCCGGAGCCGAAAGAAUCUCCUCCGCCGGAGCCGGAAGAAUUUCCUCCGCCUGCGACAGCGAAGAAGGCGAAGAAGACGAAGAAGGCGAAAUCUCCCCCACCUACUCCGUCUUAUUCUCCGCCACCAACUCAUUUUACUUCUCCACCACCACCAACGCCUUCUACUACUCCACCACCACCAACUCCUUCUACUUCUCCACCACCAACUCCUUCCACUUCUCCACCACCACCAACUCCUUCCACUUCUCUACCACCAACUCCUUCUACUUCUCUACCACCAACUCCUACUUCUCUACCACCAACUCCUUCGAAUUCUCUACCGCCAACUCUUUCUACUUCUCCACCACCUCUCCCUUCUCCGUCGCCACCACCGCCAGAUCAAUCUUCUCCCCCGCCAACAAAAUCUCCACCGUCUCCGCCUCCUCCGUCAACUCCCCCACCAUCACAGAGUUCAGCUCCAAAACCUUCUCCGUCGGCGCCGCCGCUUUUACAACCGCUACCAUCACCGCCACCUUCACAACCGCUACCAUCACCGCCGCUUUCACAACGGCCACCAACGUCGCCACCUCCACCAAAUUUACCUCCACCAAUAACUAACGCCCCUCUUCCUCAGUCCCCUCCGCCUCCGCUUCCGCCUCCGCCUCCGCCUCCGCUUCCGCCUCCGCCUCCGCCUCCAACUGAAACUGCAACUCCACCUUCACCGGUGCCGCAACCAGUUUUUUAUAUUACUCCGCCGGCGCCGCCGACAGCUUCAACGCCAAAAUACCCUUUUCCACUGCGAUCAUCACCAGUAUUACCACCGGGAUCACUACCAGGAUUAUCACCGGGAUCACUACCAGAAUUACCCCCGAUCUUCCAACCAAAACCAAGAGAUACUCUCCCGAAGAGCAAGACUCGGACGGCGUCACCAACUUCCUCCGGUAAUAAUACAGGAGAAAUUGUUGGUCUUACUCUCGCCGGGGUUUUCAUCAUUGCAUUUCUUGGUCUAGUUAUUUUCUUUAUAUUCAGGAGGAGGGAUAGCCGAGUGAACAACUAUGGCUUGCCACCCCCUGGGAAAUCUCAAAUGAAAGGAGUUGUAGCAGCAGGAGAUGUGCAUUACUAUGUAGAGGAGCCUGGUUUUGGGAAUGGUGUACAACAAGGUGACAUAAAUUUUAGAUCUAGUCCAGAUCCGACUCAGCCCAUGAACACUGGUAAGUUAGUUUUUACCUACGAAAAGGUUGCGGAGAUCACUAACGGGUUUUCCAGCGAAAACAUAAUAGGGGAGGGGGGAUUUGGGUAUGUUUACAAGGCUUCCAUGCCUGAUGGCAGAAUGGGGGCGAUUAAGAUGUUGAAGGCUGGUAGUGGGCAGGGAGAAAGGGAGUUCAGGGCUGAGGUUGAUAUUAUCAGCAGAAUCCAUCAUCGACAUUUGGUUUCACUUAUUGGUUAUUGCAUAGCAGAGCAACAAAGAUUGCUUAUCUAUGAGUUCGUUCCUAAUGGGAAUCUCAAUCAGCACUUGCAUGGUAACUCAUUCUCACCUGCUUAUUAUUGCUUGUUUGUGCCUGCCCUGCUCCUCACAGGAAGUGAAUUGCCAAAUUUGGAUUGGUCCAAGAGGAAGAGGAUAGCAAUUGGUGCUGCAAGGGGCCUGUCAUAUCUUCAUGAUGGAUGUAAUCCAAGGAUUAUUCACAGAGAUAUUAAAUCGGCAAACAUACUUUUGGAUAAUGCUUACGAGGCACAGGUUGCGGACUUCGGGCUUGCAAGGCUAAACGACGAUGGUAAUACUCAUGUAUCAACUAGGGUGAUGGGGACCUUUGGGUACAUGGCUCCGGAGUAUGCUACAAGUGGAAAAUUAACGGAUAGAUCAGAUGUUUUCUCUUUUGGAGUUGUUCUCCUUGAGCUUGUAACUGGAAGGAAACCUGUUGAUCCAAUGCAGCCCUUUGGAGAGGAGAGUUUGGUUGAGUGGGCUCGUCCACAUCUCCUCCGUGCAGUUGAGACAAGAGACUUUAGUGAACUAGUAGACCCUAGGCUUGAACAACAAUACAUUGACAAUGAAAUGUUCAAAAUGAUUGAGGCGGCUGCAGCAUGUGUUCGCCAUUCUGCUCUAAAACGACCUCGUAUGGUUCAGGUGGUAAGAGCCUUAGACAUCGGUGAUGAACUAAACGAUCUAUCAAAUGGGGUGAAAUAUGGUCACAGCGCUGUUUAUGAUUCUGGCCAGUAUAACGAAGACGUUAUAAGAUUCAGAAGGAUGGUUAAUGGAACCUUUGAUGAUUCUGAGUUUGAUAAGUUCAGCUUGUAA